GAUGUACUUUGUGAGACAUAUGGGGAGGAUUCUGCUCAGGAGUCUUUCCUUUUAAAAGAAAGAUUGCACAUCAGAAGAGAAAGUGAGAUGGAUACUUCCAGCGAACAGCUGAGCACAACAGCUGGUUAUGUAGAAAAUCAAUUUUCCACGUAUGAGUACAAUGAUUAUUAUGAGGACGAUGUGUGCAAUAAGGAAACCGUUUCAAGAUUUGGUGACAUUAUAACAUCAGUGUUUUUCACCCUGGUGAUCGUUUUGAGUGUCCUGGGAAACUUACUGGUCCUCGGGAUUCUGGCAAAAUACGAAAACCUCAAAUCGGUCACAAACAUUUUCAUUCUCAACCUGGCCUUGUCAGACCUGAUAUUCACCUUUGGACUUCCUUUCUGGGCUUCUUACCACUCAGAAGGCUGGGCAUUUGGAGAAUCGGUUUGCAAAGCUGUAAACUUUAUCUUUGAUGUUGGUUUUUACAGCAGCACUAUAUUUCUGACAAUGAUGACCAUUCAUAGGUACUUAGCCGUAGUUCAUCCACUGGCUGAUCUUGGGUCUAGGAAGUGUUGCUAUGGAAUCACUGCGUCUGUAGUCAUUUGGCUUCUGAGCUGCUUAGCAGCAGUCCCAGGACUCCUCUUCCACAGAGUUAAACUAAACCAAAAUGAAAAUGUUCCCUACUGUGAGUAUGACAGUCCAUUGUGGAAACUAGCAGAAAUAUAUCAGAAGAACAUUUUCUUCUUAGUUGCCUUUUCUAUUAUUAUAUUCUGUUAUUUUCAAAUACUCAAGACUUUGCUUCGCUCCAGAACACACACGAGGUACAGGACGGUGAGGCUCAUAUUUGCUAUUGUCGUAGUGUUUUUUGUAGGGUGGGCACCUUACAACGUCAUAAUAUUUGUGCGCUCUUUAGUGUACAAUCAAAUUCAUCCCUUUACAGACUGUGAAAUCAGCAGGGGUAUUGAUUAUGGGUUUUACAUUUGCCGUAUGAUUGCUUUCUCGCACUGCUGUCUCAACCCCUUUUUUUACGCGUUUGUGGGAGUGAAAUUCAGAAACCACCUGAAGAAGUUGUUGAGAAAAGUUUGGAUGUGUCAGGCCAGUGAAGACUUGCAAUUAGGAAACAGUAGGGUGAUGUUUCACUCUCAUGGAGAAGACGCUUCAAUAUAUUGACCACGUAACACAAACCCCGUUGUUCGAAAUAAGCCAAAUUUGUUUUGUGUUCACAUAAUGUCGGGAUGUUGGAUGAAACAGCA
Molecule: messenger RNA, 1232 nt
Organism: Lepisosteus oculatus (spotted gar)
Lineage: Eukaryota; Metazoa; Chordata; Actinopteri; Semionotiformes; Lepisosteidae
Product: chemokine XC receptor 1-like
Biological process (GO): G protein-coupled receptor signaling pathway; positive regulation of cytosolic calcium ion concentration; immune response
Cellular component (GO): external side of plasma membrane; membrane
Molecular function (GO): C-C chemokine binding; C-C chemokine receptor activity
Source: RefSeq, a predicted model, not a curated record